Prorocentrum cordatum is the source of this 561-nucleotide messenger RNA. Lineage: Eukaryota; Dinophyceae; Prorocentrales; Prorocentraceae. The record is from the annotation of a GenBank genome assembly.
AUGUCGUACGCAUACCUCUUCAAGUACAUCCUCGUCGGCGACGGCUCGCGGUUCCAGAUCGACCAGCCUACCACCAUCGGCGUCGAGUUCGGGUCGCGCACCAUAAGCAUCAACGACAGGCGCAUCAAGUUGCAGAUCUGGGACACCGCUGGGCAGGAGCGCUUCAGGUCAAUCACGAGGUCCUACUUCCGGGGUGCAUGCGGAGCUCUGCUCGUCUAUGACAUAUCUCGACGUGACACAUUCGACCACGUGGCAAACUGGUUGGAGAUGUUGCGGGAUUGCAGCGGGGCGGAAUCGACAAUGAUGAUUACGCUGAUCGGCAACAAGUGCGACUUGAAAUGCCGCGAGGUCUCGUACGAGGAGGGCGCCAAGCUUACCCGUGAUCAGGGCCUUAUCUUCCAGGAGACCUCUGCCAAGUCGGCGCAAAACGUCGAGAACGUCUUCAUAGAGAUGAGCAGGAUAGUCUACGAGAACAUCCAGAACAACGUGUACGAUCUCAGCAGCAAUAACUGCGGCGUCCAGGUUCCGAGGCUGGGACUCACUAAGUCUCACCAGAGAUGA